UUGAUCCGUGGAAUGCAUGCAAUCAAUAAUUAAUGUAGACUUUCGCUGUUUGUGAUUGAUGUGAGUUUCUUGGACUGAACUGCUUCUCAUAUGAGGCCGUAUGUUGGCCAUUCUGUUGUAAACAACGUUUUUUUAUUACCACUGAAACUUCCUGGAAAUCUGGAGACAUAUGAUCGCUUGGUUUUAGGAUUUUUAGGGACAGUUGUUGUCUCUCCCCGAACUCCGGCUACUUCCCGCAUACCGCCUGGUAUUGGUUUCUGUGCAGUUCGACGCCACAACAACACGAAUGCAUAGCUGAGAUACGGCGACGCCACGAAAUAUUGAUGUCGUCGAGCUGUGCAAUCCCAUCAUCCAGAGCGUAGUUUAAACCACCACACGUUAGAAUGGCAGAGCAAGAGGUUUCGCAAGCAGCCGUCCCAAAUGAGUCCGCAGCUGGACCUCCUGCGCCCACAGAGGGCGCUGCAGAUGGUGGGGGAGGAGGAGGAGGCGCAGGAGGUGCCUUGGCAAAUAUGGGUAACAAUAUAAAGAACAAGGUUGGAGACCUUGUCGACAAAAUUCCUCUUCCAACAUGGGCAGUGAUAGCCAUAGCCAUAGUAGCCGGCCUUAUACUCCUCUGCUGUUGUUUCUGCAUCUGUAAAAAAUGUUGCUGUAAAAAGAGGAAAAAGAAGGAAGGGAAGAAGGGGUUGAAGGGGGCAGUCGACUUGAAAAGCGUCCAGAUGCUGGGCAACAGUUAUAAAGAGAAGAUCCAGCCCGAUGUUGAUGAUCUAGAUAACGGAGGGGACGAAGAAGGCGAUACCGACUCCGUUAAGUCUGAGAUCAAGCUAGGAAAGCUACAGUUUUCGCUGGAUUACGACUUCCAAGAAGGAAAGCUAAAUGUCGGUGUCAUGCAAGCGUCCGAGCUCCCGGGGAUGGAUUUCUCGGGGACAUCGGAUCCCUACGUCAAGGUUUACCUCAUGCCGGAUAAGAAAAAGAAGUAUGAAACCAAAGUCCACAGAAAGACCCUCAAUCCCGUCUUCAAUGAGACCUUCACAUUCAAGGUGCCAUACAGUGAAGUUUCGAGUAAGACACUUGUGUUCGCCAUCUAUGAUUUUGACCGGUUCUCCCGUCAUGACAUCAUCGGGGAGGUCAAGGUCAAACUGAGUCAGGUCGACCUGGGAAGUGUUGUUGAAGAAUGGCGUGAUCUACAGAGCGCUGAGGUUCCAGGAGGAGAGGUAAUCAGUCCUAGCAAGCUCAGGAGACAUCUCUUCUCCCUACGUUACGUCCCGACGGCAGGAAAACUGACAGUGUGUUAUGGAAGCAGACCUCAAGAAAAGGACGUUGGUGGACUAUCAGAUCCAUAUGUGAAGAUCUCCCUACAUGAACAAAGGAUGAAGAAAAAGAAGACCACCAUUAAGAAGAGGACGUUGAAUCCUUACUACAACGAAUCUUUUGGCUUUGAGGUGCCAUUUGAACAGAUUCAGAAAGUGACGCUGGUGGUGACUGUAGUGGACUAUGAUCGCAUGGGCAGCAGCGAACCUAUCGGUAAAGUGGUACUUGGAUGCAAUGCCACAGGGGCGGGACUCCGUCACUGGAGCGACAUGCUGGCGUCGCCACGGCGACCAAUCGCCCAAUGGCAUACACUCCAAGAACCCGAGGAAAAUAAGUAGACAACCACAAAAUUAUUAUAUAUCACAAAAGCUAAUAUAACAUGUUAAUAGAAUGAUUAUAUUCAAGUGAUUUUACAUAUUUAUCACGUCCCAUAUGAUUGGAUUUAUAUUUUAUGACAAGAAAAAUCAAAUUCUGGAAACACAGAAAACCACGACCCAUGGAUCUAUGAAUACUCAUGACAAAUAUUCAUAUACACAUUCCCUGUGUGGAUUGGUAUUGAAUGUCAUGAAAGCAUAGCUUCGUGUAGUGUAUUUAAAUCAGGUGGAUUCCCUUAACCACGAUUCCGCUGCUCCUAGGUCCGCUCUUGGUUGUGGUUUUCUGUGUGAACAGGGUACCAGAUCCGGAUCGUCCCACAUCUUUGGUGCGGGAUAUUCCCAACUGGUCCCGCAAGUAAAUAAAAUGAUUUUCCAAUGAAAUUAAAAAAAAAAUUAUAGACACGAGAGCCUGUAUGGAAAGCUUAGCUGCCUACGCUGUUGUAUUACUCAAGUCAUUUACAAAAUCAGCGAGAUUUUAAAGCAAUUUUUAUUAUAUGUUUUAUCUGUUUUUGAUGUUUCUUUGAACGAGCCCACCCUAUUUCAAUAAAUUUGACAGGGUGGUGCUCGUUUUUAGCAUGCUGUUGAUUUAGAAAAUCUUUAGGCUGGUUUAGCUUUGUAUUCAGUCAGUGCCGUUCACAUAUGGCAGACUAGAUUUCUUUCUGUUGACAUUCUGUACUCCGCCUCUGUUGAUGUCAGCUCGUUGAAACCGAAGCCACCUAUCGUAGAAGUGCAAGAAUGGAAGUUUGUGAAAAGAGGAAUGUCGCGAUACCACCGCCGUAAUUUCACCAAAGCAAAGCCAGCCUAAAGAUUUAGUACCUUUUUACCCGUACCUCAGUUUCAGUUUUAUGGUUUUAUGUAUUUAUUUUCGCUUGAUAUAUAUAUUUAUAUUCAUCAUGCUGAAGCGCAGUGUUGCUGGCGAGAAUGCUCGCUGCUUUGGUAUGGUCAGUAUUCGUUACUGAAAUGGUGUGAAAAUCGAUGAUCGCAGAGUCUGAGUCCAGCCAGAUUCUGCGAUCUCUUUCAUACCGAUGACCCCCCUCCCUUCCCCGCCCUUCUCCCCCCUCCUUUAAUUGUUAAAGGCGACUAGCGCCCUCUCCCAUCCAGCACCUUUCCCGCUAUAGCACCCCCAAUCCUUCUGUUUUGUUGCCGCGUUUUUAAGUUCAGUGGGGAACGGAUAAACUUUUCAGUGUGUCUGCUGAACCGUGGAUACCUGUGAACGUGAUUUAGUCGUCUGUCGAGUAGGAACGGGACAAGAAAGCAACCGGGUCUCGGAGGGAAGCGUCCCUCAAAACCAUCGCAAAAACCUCUGCGUUUCGGGCAUCAGGGUUUAGAAAAGGAAUGAAAAACUGAUGCCAGUUAAUGAAUGAUAUCGAUGGCUUUGCGGGUAUUUUAUUUCUCCGAGAUCAGGUUGUUUGUAAACGUUCGUCUUCCUCCCCCACCCUUCCUUCAUUUUCUUGCUAAAAUAUUUUCAAAAGGGCUUCUGCUACAACAAGCAGGCGUCGAUGGCGUGGUGAAAUCGUUUACAGAGAAAAACUAAUGCGAUCAUCAGUUUCAAUCCAUCUAUCAUCUGUACUAGUUACUCAAUUCCUGUUGUGAUCAUUUCAACUAUUUGUGACAAAAUUUGUUUUGCUUCUAUGCUCUAUGACAGGGGUUCUCAAACUACGGGCCGGAUCCGGCCCUUGGAACUUCUCGAUCCGG
Lytechinus variegatus (green sea urchin) is the source of this 3377-nucleotide messenger RNA. Its product is annotated as synaptotagmin-1-like. Gene Ontology annotation, cellular component: dense core granule; axon; synaptic vesicle membrane. Gene Ontology annotation, molecular function: syntaxin binding; calcium-dependent phospholipid binding; clathrin binding. Gene Ontology annotation, biological process: synaptic vesicle endocytosis; regulation of dopamine secretion; cellular response to calcium ion. The record is from RefSeq and is a predicted model, not a curated record. NCBI's taxonomy places the organism in Eukaryota, Metazoa, Echinodermata, Echinoidea, Temnopleuroida, Toxopneustidae.